AUGGGACAAACCGAAAACCCUGGAACUAGCGAUAUUCACGAGAAACUGAAGGGAGAGUUCCAACGGUUUUACAGUUUGAGAAGAAUAGCUAUUGCACGAAAAAUCUCGUGGCGCAAACAACAUGCAAAUGAGAGCUGCGACCUCUGCAGCAAACGUAGAAUUGAAUGUAAUGUCUCACUGUCAGCUGACACCGCCUCCCUCGCGAUCGGCUGCAAACAAUGCCUCAGAAUGCACAGAGUAUGCUCGAAACCGGCACAAGCACGCAAAGAGCUGCUUAUGGAGAAACUAAAAAUCACUGCCGAGCAGUUUGAUGCUUUGAGCGAGUGGUGGAAUAGAAGUAGGAGUUCUAAGAAAAACUCGAAGGCGUUUGCUGGUAGAGAGGCACUGAUAAAAACGAAUACAAAGGACGAGCGUUUUGACGAUACCUCGAUGGAAACAAAAAACGAGCGCUUUGACGAUACCUCGAUGGAAACAAAAAAUGAGCGCUUUGACGAUACCUCGAUGGAAACAAAAAAUGAGCGCUUUGACGAUACUGAGAUGGAAACAAAAAACGAGCACUCCAAUGAUCGUAGUGAGAUGUCAGAUUUAGAAGUAGAAGUUCAAGUUGCCUCUGGCCAGAACUUUGUGACCGCUAAAAGGAAAUUGAAUGUUGAACCAGAGACUAGAGCAAAGAGGACGAAAACCGGCACGCCCAAUGAUGACGAGGAAAACAGCGUACUUGAAGUACUUGGCCCAGAGACAGGAGCAAAGGGGACGGGACAGGCUAGCAACGCAGCAGCCUCACUCGAGGAAAUCAGAGCACCGCCAACCGAGAUAACAAGGCCUCUUGGCGACGGCGCGCCUACGAACCAAGAAACAGAUGCUGCGCUAGCGCAGUUCCCUGCACAUGUGGUGCUUCGACAGCUGAAACGCGAGUUGGAGGACGUCACGACAGAUAUUCGGUUCAGAAGAGUGAUGCCGGCGGAAGGGGCGGAUAUGUACGAUCGGAUUGCAUGGAAACUUGGGUCAUUCAUGGAGAGGUUUGGUGUAUCUAAUUGA
Molecule: messenger RNA, 1038 nt
Organism: Marasmius oreades (fairy-ring Marasmius)
Lineage: Eukaryota; Fungi; Basidiomycota; Agaricomycetes; Agaricales; Marasmiaceae
Exons: 6
Coding region: 1-1038 (345 amino acids)
Biological process (GO): regulation of DNA-templated transcription
Molecular function (GO): DNA-binding transcription factor activity, RNA polymerase II-specific; zinc ion binding
Source: RefSeq, a predicted model, not a curated record